Molecule: messenger RNA, 2067 nt
Organism: Tachysurus vachellii
Lineage: Eukaryota; Metazoa; Chordata; Actinopteri; Siluriformes; Bagridae
Product: inter-alpha-trypsin inhibitor heavy chain H3-like
Exons: 15
Coding region: 85-2052 (655 amino acids)
Source: RefSeq, a predicted model, not a curated record
AUCAUAGACCGACGUGUGUGGGUGGGAUUUGUUAUCAAGCUUGUGUGUCGUGUGUAAGACCUUCAGUCCUGUGCGAGUCGCACCAUGGAGAGAGCCACGAUCCCAUUAACUCUCUUAAGUGUCUUAGCUAUCUGUGUCAUUUCUGCCCCAACCAAGAAGUCACGGGAUGUUGACAUCUACAGCUUCCACAUCAAUUCUACAGUAAACAGCCGCUACGCCGUCACGACCAUCACAAGCCGUGUGGCGAACCGCCUCAAUGAGUCCAAAGAGGUUCAUUUCCAGGUCAAGAUACCAAAAAAUGCUUUCAUCACCAAAUUCAGGAUGACCAUAGAAGAAAAGACAUACGAUGGAGUUGUGAAGAAGAAAGAAGAGGCAGAGCAGCAGUACAGUGCGGCAGUAUCCCGAGGAGAAAGUGCCGGGAUCGUCGGCUCGGUAGGACGGACGCUGGAGGAGUUUAAAACCUCGGUGACAGUGGCGGCUCUCAGUAAGGUGACCUUUGAACUCACCUACGAAGAGCUGCUAAAGCGACGGCUUGGCAAAUACAAGUUACAAAUCAAUGCUCAACCGAUGCAGCCUGUGGCAGAUUUCAAGAUUGAUGUGUAUAUUAAUGAGGAUCCAGGUAUUUCCUUCCUGGAGGUAAACGGAGGGCUGAAAUCUCAGGAGCUGUUCAAUGCUGUAAUCAGUACUCUAGCCAGCUCUACCAAAGAGGCGUGGGUGAACUUUUACCCCACUCGUGAGCAGCAGACCAAGUGCUGUGGAGAAAAUGGACCAAAUGGAGACCUGAUCAUUGAGUACGAUGUGAAGAGACCGAAUCCAAAUGGACAACUGAGGGCAUCGAGUGGCUAUUUCGUCCACUACUUUGCACCCACAGAUAUUCAGCAAAUCCCAAAAAAUGUGGUUUUUAUUAUUGACCGAAGCGGCUCUAUGUACGGCAGAAAGAUGGACCAGACUCGUGUGGCGAUGUUGAAGAUUUUGGGAGAUCUUGGUCAGGACGAUUACUUUGGUCUGAUAACCUUUGACUCUACAAUAAGGGUCUGGAAAACUGAACUUCUCCAAGCCACAGAAAGGAACGUUAAGCAAGCGAAGGACUUUGUGAAGAACAUUAGAGAUGGAGGAGCCACGGACAUCAACGCUGCAGUGCUGAAGGGGGUGGACAUGAUCAAGAACCCCAGAGAGGGUUCUGCCUCCAUCCUCAUCCUGCUCACUGAUGGAGACCCCACAUCAGGUGAAACAAACACAGAAAGAAUUCAGGCCAAUGUCAAAAAGGCCAUUGAUGGUAAAUUUCCACUUUACUGUUUGGGGUUUGGAUUUGACGUGAACUUUGACUUCUUGGAGAAAAUGGCGCUGGAAAAUGACGGAGUCGCACGCAGGAUCUACGAGGACUCGGAUGCUGACCUCCAGCUGCAGGGUUUCUAUGAGGAAGUGGCCACGCCGCUCUUAACUGAUGUCCAACUGAAAUACCCCGGAGCUGCAAAUCUCACCCAGACCAGCUUCAGGCAGUAUUAUAACGGCUCAGAGAUCGUGGUGGCUGGACAAAUCACAGACAACAGCCUGGAAACUUUACAAACCGAGGUCAUCGCAAUCUCAAAAAACACAAAUGUAACGUACCAGGACUCCACGUCGGCAAAAGACCUCAUUGAUGUUUUACCGCAACAUGAAAACUUCAUCCAGAGACUGUGGGCUCAUCUUACAGUGAAACAGCUCCUGGAGAAAGAAGUGGCCCUCACAGGACAGGAGAAAGAAGCAGCCAAGAAAAAAGCUCUGGAUCUUUCUCUGAAAUAUGAAUUUGUAACUCCGCUCACCUCCAUGGUGGUCACUAAGCCACAGGAAGAGGAGACUCAAGUCGCCCACAAACCAAAGGAAGGUGCAGAGACACCCAAAGACCUCCUCCCCUGGUCCAAAGACAUGCAUGGAUUCCCAGAUCUACACUCAGGACAACAAGGACAAGCAUUACCAGGACAAACAGUAAAUCUACUUUCAAGCCAUUUAUAUGACUACGUAGGUAAGUUAAUGAUGCUCUGUACAUUACACAGUCAAGUGCUUUUAAUUUAGCCUCAUCAUGGUACA